Molecule: messenger RNA, 336 nt
Organism: Anthostomella pinea
Lineage: Eukaryota; Fungi; Ascomycota; Sordariomycetes; Xylariales; Xylariaceae
Source: the annotation of a GenBank genome assembly
AUGGACCAUAGCAACUCGCCGUCGCGUCGUCAGCCAGAACUCCCUUUUGCAUAUUUCGCCAACAUCAAGGACCGUUGUGUCGACAUCAAGCACAUCGCGAUCCAGAAGUCCGCAGACAUGCGGAGAAAUCCAGCGUUUUCGUUCUCCUAUAUUUCCCUCACGACCCCUAAGUUACCUGGCGCCCUCGCGCCGCAGGGCAACGUAACCUGCUGUGAAAAAAAGGCCUACACCAUGCUGGCCCUUGAGUGGGUUGAGAAAUCGCCGAGCUUCUGGCGGUAUGUCGGUUUUGAGGAAAGCUUGAGUAAACCUGAUAAGAGUGUGACGACGUUACUCUAA